CGUCGUUAAUAGUUGAGGAUCAAAGGAUCGAUGCAUCGUAAUCUACACAAUCUAAUCUAAUCUCCAUGACAUCACAUGGGCUGCGUGUCGUGCUCGGUCAGCACUGUCAUUUCGUGCACUGCUUAAACGACGAGCAACACCUUUCCCUUGUACCAUCGACUGCUGCCAGUCAAUUAUCGCGAAACCUCUUUCGCCAUGUCCAUUACGCACCUCAAUUCUGUCUCUGAGCUCAACAGCCACCUCGCAAAAUCAAAAGACAAACUCUCUGUGAUAGACUUCCAUGCCACAUGGUGUGGGCCCUGCCAUGCCAUCGCACCUGUCUACGAGAACCUCUCUCGCCAAUACCCCAAUGUGAACUUCUUCAAAUGCGAUGUGGAUGCUGCGAAGGACGUGGCGCAGCUCUAUUCCGUCUCUGCCAUGCCUACCUUCAUCUUCUUGAAGGGCUCGAGCAAAGUUGACAUGGUCAGAGGUGCGAAUAAAGCGGCGCUGGAAUCCGCCUUGAAGAAACAUUCAUCUGGCUCGUCUGAGUCCUCAGCCGCGUUCUCUGGCAGAGGACAAACCUUGGGUGGAGCUCAAGGUCCCGUGGACAUCUCCGGACAAGCCUCUGCUGGAUUAAACCAAGCCAAGACCGCUUUCGCGGGUCUCGAUCCUCAAUUGGGUGUUUUCCUUGCGCUUGUAGGUGCAUACUUCGUGUUUUGUUAUAUUUUGUGAUACAGUGCUAUCGUUUUCGAGAAAACAACUACAUCUGCGGAAACUUGACAGCUGGAAUCACCAUCCUAGUUUCGCAGAGGCUUGUCUGCCUGCUUCUUCUUUGGCCUGCUUUUGGCUCCUACCUGUGCCCUCGCCCUGAGGGACACCGUCCACUAGGAUCAAUCAUCAGUCAGCUUCGCGGGCAAAGCAAGGAACGCAUACAACAACAAGUGACUUUCCACAGAG
This is a messenger RNA of Mycena citricolor, 936 nucleotides long. The record is from the annotation of a GenBank genome assembly. Lineage: Eukaryota; Fungi; Basidiomycota; Agaricomycetes; Agaricales; Mycenaceae.